AUGUUGGAUGACUCAAAACGUUUCUGUUAGUUUGCUUGCUCCUAAAGCAAUAUGUUAUGCAUCUGGUAGCCUGUGGGGUGCCUUUCUGUGUUUAACGAUACCGAAAAUGCCGUCCGGCCUUUCCGACAAUGGCACCUGCUUAGCGGGUAUGCUCUGAUGGACUGGUGAACAGUCCAAGCACGCCGCUUAAGUAAACUCCAAGCUAGGACGCCUAACUCCGCAUGAUGUGUACAUCCUCAGCAAGAUUAUUUGAGACCACCAGUAACUGCAGAAGUAAGACCGGGUCUCAGUUUUAAGUCGAAUUCUCCUUGUUGUGCAUCUCGAAAAUGGCGAACACACCAUCCAACCGCCUUGUCUACAAAGUCCUUGAUGGCCAAGACAUCGAUGUUGAGGCCUACCUGCCGCCCCUUUCGGGUAACAUCCGAGGUGCUGGCCAACCCGUGAUUAUCGACAUCCACGGGGGUGCAUUCAUGCUCGGUGCAUCGGGCAUGGUCAAUAAGGACCAGGUCGAAGAUUGCCUCAACCGGGGCUGGAUAGUCCUGGUUCCAAACCAUCGAUUGUGUCCUCAGGUCAACCUCCUUGAAGGACCGAUGAAGGAUAUCCGCGAUCUUCUGGCAUGGAUACAUGACGGUGGUCUGCAGAAGGAAUUGUCCAUACUGGAAAGGGGCGACUACAAGGUCGAUCUGGAUUACGUAUUCGCGUUCGGCACCUCUUCUGGAGGCACUCUUGCUCUUAGUUUGGGCUUUGAUGUGCCGCGUCCUGUAGCCGGCAUCUACGAUAUGUAUGGACCGUGCAACUUCGCAGACGCAUUCUGGACAAUUCCUGUGGCGCACGUGAAGGCAAAACUGCCACCCUUGACCGAGGACUUCAUCUCAAAGAUAUUCGACGAAAGGCCUGUUCCGAUCGUUGGCGGUGUCUCGCUGGAAGGCCAGGCCAAUCCUGGUGGUCCAAACUUCAAUGACCCUCGUGUGGCAUUCGCGAUGACACAAAUUGGCAACGGGACAGUAAUGGAUGCAAUCUUCCCAUCGAAGGAAUGGAAGAAGGUUGAUCCACUCCUCAACCUGUCUAGCACUUUCCCUCCCACGUAUAUUGUGCAUGGCCAGGCAGAUACCAUGGUCCCGCUGAGCUUAAGUAAGGACUUGUAUGCAGCUUUGCAGAAGGCCGGCGUCAAGUGCGGUAUGACCGAAGUGCCUGGUGAAGAGCAUACCUUCGCUGGAAAGAUGAAGAUCGGAACUCAGACUUGGGAUCUGCAACGGAAAGGCUUCGACUUCCUGGAGAGUCUUAUAGUAUAAAUACAUCGUUAAUCUAAGCAAUGGCC
Molecule: messenger RNA, 1318 nt
Organism: Truncatella angustata
Lineage: Eukaryota; Fungi; Ascomycota; Sordariomycetes; Amphisphaeriales; Sporocadaceae
Product: Alpha/Beta hydrolase protein
Exons: 3
Coding region: 327-1292 (321 amino acids)
Biological process (GO): proteolysis
Molecular function (GO): serine-type peptidase activity
Source: RefSeq, a predicted model, not a curated record